Messenger RNA from Gymnodraco acuticeps, 5284 nucleotides. Its product is annotated as zinc finger protein 507-like. The transcript has 7 exons. Gene Ontology annotation, biological process: regulation of gene expression. The record is from RefSeq and is a predicted model, not a curated record. Gene Ontology annotation, cellular component: nucleus. NCBI's taxonomy places the organism in Eukaryota, Metazoa, Chordata, Actinopteri, Perciformes, Bathydraconidae. Bases 130 to 3189 code for a protein of 1019 amino acids.
GUGACUGAUAUUCCAUCCUCGCCAUUUUGCAAUGUGGGAGAAAGGGAGGCCACUUUUUAUGGCUGACGAAUAAUUCAAAGCAGUUUUAUGUGUUGAGGACAAAGAGCAUCGAGCCUUUCCGUGUCAGUCAUGGAGGAGGUCAUCACACACUCCUCCUCCACCACCUGUUCCUCCUCUGCUCCGUCAGCACUGGGAUCUCUCUCUCAGCCCGUAGCCCAGCAUGCUGUGGAGGAAGACGCCUCCCAGAGUCUUCAGCAGAAACGAGCGGCAGAUUCUCUAAUCCAGGUCAUCGAGAAGCUCAGCAAAAUCGUGGAGAAGCGGCCCCAGCGUCGCUGCACCAUGGCGGGACAGAAAAGAGGGGGAGGAGGUGAGGAGGGGGCGAGAGGGAGCAGAGGUGGCUCUCCUGUAAAGAAAGUUAAGAGAAACUGUAAGGUGCAGGAUAACGCAGAAGAGGUGCGAAUAGAAGGUGACCAUAACAACAACAUCACAUUAAUGGAGGCGUCAAACAACCCCAACAGUGGCGACCACAAACGGACGGUGACCUGCUAUCAGUGCAGCCUGUGCCCCUACCUCUCCCAGACACUGCCUAUGCUGAAAGAGCACCUUAAGCACCACAACGAGCAGCACAGUGACCUCAUCCUCAUGUGCUCCGAGUGUCGCUUCACCUGUAGAGACCAGGGGCAGCUGGAGGCCCACGUCAGGCUGCACUUCGACAACGGAGGAAACCUGACGAGCAAUUUGUCUGAUACCUACAGCGAGGGCAAGGAGGAGGUUUUAAGAACGCAGGAUGGGGACUGGAACGAUAGUAGCCCAUUGGACGGUUCAAAAGAGCUCCCGCAGAAGAAGAAGUGGUAUAGCUUCGAGGAGUAUGGGCUGUAUCGCUGUCUGAUCUGCAGCUAUGUUUGCAGUCAGCAGAGAAUGCUCAAAACUCACGCCUGGAAGCAUGCCGGCUUGGUGGAUUGUUCUUAUCCAAUCUUCGAGGGUGAAGAUAGCAAUACCUCAAGGAAAGAGUCCCAGCCUGCACCUAACAGUGCUGCAACCAGAGAGGAAAUAGUCUUUCUUUCACCAGUUCCUCAAGAUAAAAGCCUCCAAAAGCUGCCCACUGCCUUCAAGCUCCAGCUCUGCGAGCCAAUGAAUGCUGAGAAUAAACAUGACGCCUUGAAUCGUCCAGUUUCCGAUCUCAAAGAAAGUUUGAAAAUGGAAGAGGAGGAAAGCGUGUACCCUAUCAAAGAGGAGCAGGUGACGACGGAGGCAGACGCCAAGGUGGAGAUCGAUAAUCACCACAACAGCGCUUUCGUCACGGACAGCUUACUGUCAUCGGCACAGAAGAUCAUCAACAGCAGUCCCAACAGUGCCGGACACAUCAACGUGAUCGUGGAACGCCUUCCUUCAGCUGAGGAUUCCGUCAUGGCGACCAACCCGCUUCUUCUUAGCCCGCACGUGGACAGGGAGAAUAACUCAUUGGAUGCGAAUGAGGAGCGGGGCCAUGUGGGAGCUGCAAAGGGUGAAGUAGUGUCUAGCUGCAUUCUGGGUAGCACUCCUGACAGCAUACCUUUAGUAGCAGAUUUUAAACCGUCUAUUGCUGUGGGUAGCGACUCUCCACGGGAUGAAAACAUUCCCCCAGCUGGUCGAAAGAGGACACAUUCUGAGUCUCUGCGCCUGCACUCUCUGGCGGCUGAGGUCCUGGUAGCUAUGCCUAUGAGGACCACCGAGCCCCCCCCCUUCAGCACAAAGGUAAGUCUUAGGACCAGCACAGCCCAGACACAGAGGACUUCUGACGCGGAGACGACCGCAGCUCUGUUGGACUUAGAGCUUCACGGCGAGGCCAGAGAAGAAGAAUUGGGGUCCUUGUGCCUGGGGGAGGGAGACGAGGAGGGCCCUGCCACUAAAGCGGGAAUCAGCCUGUCAUUGCUAACCGUCAUCGAGAGACUCCGAGAACGCUCGGACGAGAACGCCUCCGACGAGGAUAUCUUAAAGGAGCUUCAGGACAACGCUCAGUUCCAUAACGGAGCUGUGGAGAGUGUGGGGACAGGAAACGGAGCGGGGAGCUACAUGUGUAGCAUUCCCGGAAUGGACGGGUUGGUGGCAAGUUCUGACGGGGGACUGGUGGACUACAUCCCCGGAAAUGAAAGGCCGUACAGGUGCCGCCUGUGUCGCUACAGCAGCGGCAAUAAGGGGUACAUCAAACAGCACCUCCGGGUGCACAGGCAGAGACAGCCCUAUCAGUGUCCCAUCUGCGAGCACAUCGCCUUAGACAGCAAGGACCUGGAGAGCCACAUGAUACACCACUGCAAGACCAGGAUGUACCAGUGCAAGCAGUGCCCAGAUGCCUUCCACUACAAGAGUCAGUUAAGGAGCCAUGAGAGGGAGCAGCACAGCUUCAGCGAGGACAUGUCCGGCCUCACCCCCGUCACUGAAACUGUCUCCAUGGUGGAGGAUGCUGAGCGGGUCACAGAUGAUGAAUGUGGUGUGCAGAAUAUGUAUAAGUGUGAUGUGUGCGACUACACCAGCUCCACUUAUGUCGGCGUGAGGAACCACCGUCGGAUUCAUAACUCUGACAAGCCUUAUCGGUGCUGUAGCUGUGAUUUUGCCACCACCAACAUGAACAGUCUGAAGAGCCACAUGAGGAGACACCCCCAGGAGCACCAGGCCGUGCAGCUGCUGGAGCAGUACAGGUGCUCCCUGUGUGGCUAUGUGUGCAGUCACCCCCCCUCCCUCAAAUCCCACAUGUGGAAGCACGCCGGAGACCAGAACUACAACUACGAGCAGGUCAACAAAGCCAUCAACGAGGCCAUCUCCCAGAGCAGCCGAGCUCCUCAGAAGCUACCGGCGGUGAUGGAGUCAGCAGCUGAGCGGCCUGCGGGGGCCCCCCCCACAAAGGGCCCCGUGGAGGCAUCAGCCGGCCUGGCAAUGGACAGCUCAGCUACCCUGCCUACACCUACCACGGACCCCUCACAGUGGCCCGGUGAAGCCCUGAGCCCCCAGAGGAAGGACUCCGCUCUGCUGCAGCAGCGUUCCAGUCAGGCCCCCGGCUCUGGGAUGGAGUACUGCGUCCUCCUGUUCUGCUGCUGUAUCUGCGGCUUCGAGUCCACCAGCAAGGAGCGUCUCAUGGAGCACAUGAAGGAGCACGAGGGCGACAUCAUCAGCAUCAUCCUCAACAAGGAGCAGCAAGCACAGGCAGCAGAGUGACAGCUGUCCCCCCCCCCCCCCCCCCCCCCCCCCCUCUCUACAAUAACACUGAACUGCUGCCCUCUAAAGUAUUUCAUGUUUCCUUACCUCAAGGUGGUUAUAAGGUGUUAAACAUUUCACAUCUACUGUUCCACAGAACCGUACGGAAGACGAUUAGGGCCACAUGAGAAACACACUUUGGGAUGUGAGCAUUUUGAGUUCUGGCUUUAAUCUCAAGACACUGAGAAAGAAGUCAGAAUCCUGAGAAAAAAGGUCAGUAUUCCGAGAUGAAAGACUUUUUUUUUAAUCAAAAUUGUGACUUUUUACUCAGAAUCCUGAGAUUAAAGUGAAAGACGGAACUCAACAUGUUCUUUUCUUUUGGUCACUUCCCUACAUUUCUUUCUCAUUUGGCCCUAAUUAUCUUCCGUAGAACUGUCAUUUCUCAGAAUGACAUUAUUUUCUGAGUAUAACAUCCUUUUAAACGGGAUUUCGUACAAAUGAUAGCUAUUUUCUAGGCCGUUUUUUUUACUUUAAGAUGUCUGUAGGGAAGUGAUUUAAAUGUCAAGGGAAACCCGAGCUCUAACCAAGUUUAUUUCUCAACAUACAGGGACAAAAUCAUACCUCACAAAACCAUACAACCCCUCACCAGAAAUGGGAAAACCAAUUUCCAGUCUAUUUCAUAUAUUGACCACGAGGCAGCUCUCUUAUUGCUUUUGUAAUAUGUAAUGUAUUUGAACUGACACGGUUGAGGAGCUCCAAACUGAACAUGUCUAACAGGCAUCUAUCGCAGCUUACAUAGGAUUCAAUAUUUAUCACUUUAUUUGUAUGCAUGUUUCUGUUAUGCCAAUUCUAUAGAGGCAAAUGUUUUUUUUGUAUGUGUGACUGUAAUCUGACUAGUCUGAUCAUACAUAUUAUUUGUAUUAUAUUUCUAUAGAGGAAAAAGGUAAAGUUGUCAAAGAAAAGUAGAAGUAUGGCAAAUCCUUUUUAAUAUGUUGCCAGCAAUUAAUUUGAGAUAUCUGUAGAAAUGUUUUGACAUGUCACAAAUAUAUUUUCACAUGUAGAUAUUACAUUUAAACACGUCAAAACUGAUUUACAGAUAUCUUUAAUUUAAUAAUAUUUUCAAUAUUCCCCUUAAUGCUAGUAAGAAUAACAAUGACUGAUAAAACAAACAUUUUCUUUUCACAUUUAAACCCUCAGAAAUGUUAUUUUACAUUACAUUUUGAAUAUGUAACACACAAAUUACCUAAUCAUUUCUAUCUGUUUUUGGGUAGCACAUUUUGUUGCUACUACAGUUUUAUUUUUCAAUUCCAGAAAUCACAUUCUUACUAGUUAAAAUUACAAACUAGAAUGUAUGAUAUUUUGUACACAAAAUACAUGUCCAAAAGUAACAGUUUUGUUGUUGAUAUGAAUAAUUAACAUAUUUACUAGUAGAAAUUACUUAUAGAUAUAAUUUAUUAGAAUUACAACUAGACACAAUUACAUUAUUGAUUUGUCGACUUGGAAACAUAACCUGUCAAAAUGUAGUCUACUAUUCAGUUUGAAUAGAAGUCAACGGUAAACUAGUUGGAAUCAAAUUAUACAUAUUUAUAAUAAAGAUUCCCCCCUAAUAAGAAAUGAGUUGUGGACAUAAAUAAUUCACAUUUUGACUGAUGAGAAAGUGAUUGUAGCUAAUAAUAAAUAUAAAAAGGGUUUGCCAUGGUGGACGACGAUAAAGAACUGGUCUUUGAUGGUUGUAGUCUAUAGACAGAGGUAUUGGGUUAGGGUAUGUUGACAAGAGGAAUCAUCAAAAGGGAAGUUAGCGUAUGUUGCGCUGUUAUUUAAAUGGAAUGGUGCCUAGAUAUUUCAAAGCAGGAAUAUUUUGUUAUUUAAUCUCAACCACCUGCUCUUCACGUGUGAUUGUGUUGCUAGGAUCACUCAGAGGUCUCAUUGAAAGUAUAAUCUGUUUUUUUUUUAUAGCCCAUGCAAUUUAUUUUGUAUAUAAUACCAUUUUUAUAAUAACCUCUGCUCUUUUUGUCAGUGUUUUUAAAAUACAAACUUUCUAGUGUCAAACACAACAUGGAAUGACUGCUGUCCUGCUAACAGACAUGGAUGUACAAAAUAAAGUUUGGAGGUGACA